Messenger RNA from Phytophthora sojae, 402 nucleotides. RefSeq lists its product as hypothetical. The transcript is spliced from 3 exons. The record is from RefSeq and is a predicted model, not a curated record. The coding region runs from base 1 to 402 and encodes 133 amino acids. NCBI's taxonomy places the organism in Eukaryota, Oomycota, Peronosporomycetes, Peronosporales, Peronosporaceae.
AUGGAGCUGCUAGACGGGGUGUUUGGGCUCGUGUUGGCGACGUUGGCUGCCCUUGGCCAGUCAGAGCAGUUCACCGCCGAGGAUACGCCAGUGGAGAACAGGUUGAGGUUGGAUGGUGAGGCCGUAGCCUGUAUUGUGGGCAGACGUGGAGGCACCAAGCUUUGUGUGCGCCACGAAGGGCAGGACAGCAUGCGGGUCAGUGUGUUGAUGUCCGAGCAGUUCGCCGACGAUGGCACGCUGGUGAUGAGGUCGCUGUUCGUGGCUGUAGCUGUCUCCCGUAUCUUCGCGGGAGAGACCUGCACCUGCGAUAACUCGGAGCUGUUCCCGGCGGGCAUGGCGAAGAUGGUCACGGGUGAUGACUAUGCCAUGCCAACUGCGUCGGGGCGAUGUGGUGCCCUAUAG